AUGUGCCAGAAAUUUCGCUAUUUAUAUGGUGUCAUUAUGACCAAAGAUAUUGUUGUUGGGGAUGAGUUACCAGACUGGGUAGGAGCCAAAGAGUUUUACCAGAAAUAUGACCCCAAAGAGGUGAUUGGAAGGGGGGUGAGCAGUGUGGUGCGGAGAUGUGUGCACAGACACACUGGGCAGGAGCUGGCGGUUAAGAUCAUUGAAAUAACUGCAGAAAAGAUGAGCGCCCAGCAGUUGGAGGAAGUGAAAGUUUCAACACUGAAGGAGAUUCAAGUGCUCAACACAGUGACAGGACACCCCUCGAUAAUUACACUUGUGGAUUCCUAUGAGUCAGUCACUUUCAUAUUUCUGGUGUUUGACCUUAUGCGGCGAGGGGAGCUGUUUGACUACCUCACUGAAAAAGUUACUCUAAGUGAAAAAGAAACAAGGUGUAUUAUGCGGGCGCUGCUGGAGGCCGUGCAGUACCUCCAUUCCCUCAGCAUCGUCCACCGAGACCUUAAACCAGAGAACAUUCUUCUGGAUGAUCAGGGACACAUUAAACUGUCUGACUUUGGUUUCUCAGUGCAGCUACAACCUGGAGAAAAGCUGAGAGAGCUUUGUGGGACACCGGGUUAUUUGGCACCAGAAAUUCUGAGGUGUUCCAUGGAUGAAAUGCAUCCUGGCUACGGCAAAGAGGUGGAUCUUUGGGCCUGUGGAGUGAUCCUCUUCACGCUCCUGGCUGGAUCUCCUCCUUUCUGGCAUCGCAAACAGAUGCUGAUGCUGAGAAUGAUCAUGGAAGGGCGCUAUCAGUUCAGCUCUCCAGAGUGGGAUGACCGGUCUGACACUGUGAAAGACUUGAUUACUAGGCUGCUUGUAGUGGACCCUGCUGCCCGCCUCACUGCUGAGCAAGCAUUGGCACAUUCCUUCUUCUGCCUGUAUCAGAAAGAAGAGUUACGGACCUUCAGCCCGAGAAAGUCUUUCAGGGUGUUGAUCGUGUCCGUGUUGGCCUGCAUCCGCAUGUACAGCCGCUACCGCCGCGUCCGCCCCCUGACCCGGGACGUCCUGGCCAGAGACCCUUACUCCAUCCGAGGGGUGCGUAAGCUCAUUGACGGCUGCGCGUUCAGGAUUUACGGGCACUGGGUGAAGAAAGGCGAGCAGCAGAACCGGGCAGCUCUCUUCCAAAACACAGCUAAAAUCGUGCUUUUGGGCCUGGAGGACUUUGACUCCUAA
Messenger RNA from Knipowitschia caucasica, 1209 nucleotides. The record is from the annotation of a GenBank genome assembly. Lineage: Eukaryota; Metazoa; Chordata; Actinopteri; Gobiiformes; Gobiidae.